CCAGCAGACAUAAUGAUCGCGUUAGCGUAAGCUGCAGAGAUUUGGGCAAGUUACAAAAUGUUGAGGGUGCAAGGAGUGCCAAGAAGUUGAGUGAGUAUGGGUUUGCUAGUUAGCUAGUUUGUUGUUUGCUGUUUGAUUUCUCCGCAUUCACUUGCUUUUGCCCUUACGGGGACUACCAAAACAAUUUUCUGAAACAAUGUAUUGCCUGCCUUUUAAUCUUAAUAUGUGUAGGAUUCAAUAUCAGUUAUUGAUUAUCGAUAACCAAUUAGUCUGCUGUUAACUAAUCGGUUCUCUCUUUGGAAAGAGUAGCUGAGCCUCUGUGAGAUCGAACCUGUAUAAAUGAAGAUAUAAUACUGGCUCCUCCCCUAUCCUCCACCCCCUCGCUCCCAUCCAGAAUCCUCCCCGCGCGCCAUGGCCGCCAUCUUGGGGGCGUCGCCCAACGGCGAGCCGGGCAGCCCCUCGGACGACGAAGACCUCCCGCAGGCCUCGGCCUCCUCCUCCGUCUCCUCCUCCUCCCGGGGCCCGGCGCGGGGGCCCUCGCCGACGGGCUCCGAGGACGACGAGGUGCUGGUCAACGGCGCCCGUUGCUACGGCGACGACAGCGUGUGGCUCGUGGACGCCUGCGGUUUGCCGACGGGCGGCGAGGAGCCCGGGAGCCUGACCCUGGGCGGCCACACCCACCGGCAGGUGUCGCUCAACGACUACCUGGACGCCAUCGAGGCCCCCGGGGGGCCCUCGGAGCGGCCCUCGGAGCGGCCCAUGGCGGCGGCGGCGGCGGUGCCCAAGCUGCGCUCCAGCUUCCCCACGGACACGCGGCUCAACGCCAUGCUGCACAUCGACUCGGACGAAGACGACGACCCCUCGCCGCCCGACGGCAAACCGCAGCAAACGCCGACCCCCAGAGCGGCCCCGGCCGGCCUGGAACGAGAGGCGCAGGCGGGGAGCGAGAGGGCUCCAGAGGGCCCGGGUCAGGGGUCAACGCAGGCCGCCGCCCCCUCGAGCGGCGCUGCAGACCGGAGCGUGGCGGUGUCAGCGAGGGGUGGCGAAACCUCCGGUGCUAGAGCCAAAUCGGGCCCCCCGGCCCGGGCCGGAGUCGCCGCGGGGGGAGGGGAACAGGGUAGUGUGGGGGCGGGGCUUAGGACAGCAUCGGACACGAGGGUCGCCGUGCGUGUGGUGACCCCCGCCGAGCCUUCCCCCGCCGAGGCACGCGUCCCCGCCGCCGUUAUCGCGGCGACGCCCUUCUCGUCGUCCCGUACGCCGGCAGCGCAGGUGGGGGUGGUUGUUCCUCCUCCUCCUACGGAGGGACAGGGGCCGCCGUCGGAGCCCGGCCCCAGGGAGUGUGAGUGUGAGUGCCAGCACCAGAACAGGAGCGCCGCCAGCCUGGGGAUCCCGGGCCGCUCGGUGCUCACGGGCCUCCAGCUGUCGCCCAUUCAGGAGGUGGACACCAGACAGGAAGUGGCUCCCAAAGCGGAGGAGGAGAGGGUGGAGUCGUCGAGCAGUGAGGGCUUGGCCGCCAUGGCCGCCCCCACCAAUAACGGAUCAGCAGAACAAGGGGGCGGGGCUUGUGGAUCUAACGUAAUUGAAAUGGGAGCCAGAGGCGGACGAGGAGGAGGAGCUGAAGAGAGCAGCGAGCGGAGGCUAGAGGAGGGGGAGGAGAACGGGGAGGUCUGGAGGAGGAGGCUCACCACGGAGGCCUCCGGGGGCGGGGCCCAGAACCAGGAAGUGGGCGGGGCCACGGCGGUGACCCUGCAGGACGGGCAGGGGGAGGAGAGGGAUGCAGGCGCUACAGCUCAGCUCAACGGCCACCUGUCUGUUCCUCGCUCCCUGCCGUCCCUGCGUCACGACAUCAGCCGCUACCAGCGCGUGGACGAGCCCCUCCCACCCAACUGGGAGGCCCGCAUCGACAGCCAUGGCCGGGUGUUCUACGUGGACCACGUGAACCGGACCACCACCUGGCAGCGGCCCACCGCCCCCCCGCCCACACAGACCCUGCAGAGGUCCAACUCCAUCCAGCAGAUGGAGCAACUCAACCGCCGGUAUCAGAGCAUCCGCAGGACGAUAACCAAUGACGGCAGGCCAGACAAUCAGCCGGCCAAUGAGCUUCCAGCCGAUCAGACGGACGCACACCCUCCUAUCCCAGAAGCCCGUCGGGACGCGGCGGUCUCCCAGACCAGUCCCCGGUCUCGCCUCAGCCUGCUGCUCCAGUCUCCCAGCGCCAAGUUCCUCACCAGCCCCGACUUCUUCACCGUGCUGCACGCCAACCCUGGUGCGUACGGCCUGUUCACCUCCAACACGUGUCUGAAGCACAUGGUGAGCAAAGUGCGGCGCGACGCGCACCACUUUGAGCGCUACCAGCACAACCGCGACCUGGUGGCCUUCCUCAACCUGUUCGCCAACAAGACGCUGGAGCUGCCCCGCGGCUGGGAGAUGAAGCAGGACCACACCUCCAAGCCUUUCUUCGUGGACCACAACUGCCGGGCGACCACGUUCAUAGACCCCCGGCUGCCCCUCCAGAGCCCCCGGCCCUCCAGCCUGCUGGCCCACCGCCAGUACCUGACCCGCCAGCGCAGCCACAGCGCUGGGGAGGUCAGCCCCCACCGGCUGGCUUCAGAGGAGCAGCGUCACGGCGGGGCCCCUCCUGUCCUCCCCCGGCCCUCCAGCACCUUCAGCUCCAACAGCAGGGGCCAGAGCCAGGAGGUGGUACCGGUCGCGUACAACGAGAAGAUCGUGGCGUUCCUACGGCAACCCAACAUCUACGACAUCCUCCAGGAGAGACAGCCGGAGUUUGGCCGCAACCACGCCCUCAGGGAGAAGGUGCAGCUGAUCCGUGCGGAUGGCGCGCCGGGAUUGGCCAGGCUCUCGGGCGAUGCCGACCUCGUCAUCCUGCUGAGUUUGUUUGAAGAGGAAGUGAUGUCGUACAUCCCUCCGCACGCCCUGCUGCACCCCAGCUACUGCCAGUCACCGCGGGGGUCUCCCGUGUCCUCCCCUCAGAACUCCCCCGGAACCCAGAGGGCCAACGCGAGGGCCCCGGCCCCCUACAAGAGAGACUUUGAGGCCAAGCUGAGGAACUUCUUCAGGAAGCUGGAGACCAAGGGCUACGGCCAGGGGCCUGGGAAACUCAAGCUGAUCAUCCGGCGAGACCACCUCCUGGAAGACGCCUUCAACCAGAUCAUGUGUUACUCCCGCAAGGACCUGCAGCGCAGCAAGCUCUACGUCAGCUUCGUCGGGGAGGAGGGGCUUGACUACAGCGGCCCUUCCAGAGAGUUCUUCUUCCUGGUUUCCAGAGAGCUCUUCAACCCUUAUUAUGGGCUGUUUGAGUACUCGGCCAACGACACCUACACCGUGCAGAUCAGCCCAAUGUCGGCCUUUGUGGACAACCACCACGAGUGGUUCCGGUUCAGCGGUCGGAUCCUGGGUCUGGCUCUGAUCCACCAGUACCUGCUGGACGCCUUCUUCACCAGGCCCUUCUACAAAGGACUGCUGCGCAUCCCGUGCGAGCUGAGCGACCUGGAGUUCCUGGACGAGGAGUUCCACCAGUCUCUGCAGUGGAUGAAGGACAACGACAUCGAGGACAUGCUGGACCUCACCUUCACCGUCAACGAGGAGGUCUUCGGGCAGAUCACGGAGCGGGAGCUGAAGGUGGGCGGGGCCAACAUCGCCGUGACGGAGAAGAACAAGAAGGAGUACAUCGAGCGGACGGUGAAGUGGAGGAUCGAAAGGGGCGUGGUCCAGCAGACGGAGAGCCUGGUCCGCGGCUUCUACGAGGUGGUGGAUGCGCGGCUGGUGUCCGUGUUCGAUGCCCGUGAGCUGGAGCUGGUGAUCGCAGGGACGGCGGAGAUCGACCUGUCGGACUGGAGGAACAACACGGAGUACAGAGGAGGUUACCACGACAACCACAUCGUGAUCCGCUGGUUCUGGGCGGCGGUUGAGAGGUUCAACAACGAGCAGCGACUGAGGCUGCUGCAGUUUGUGACGGGUACGUCCAGUAUCCCGUACGAGGGCUUUGCGUCUCUGCGCGGCAGCAACGGACCGCGCAGGUUCUGUGUGGAGAAGUGGGGGAAGGUCACCUCCCUGCCCAGGGCUCAUACUUGCUUCAACAGACUGGACCUGCCUCCAUACCCGUCUUUCUCCAUGUUGUACGAGAAGAUGCUCACAGCUGUGGAGGAGACCAGCACCUUUGGACUCGAGUAAGGCCAGCCGUGCUAUCUCUAACCGCGUUUUCGUGUGGAUCAAAAAUGAGGAAUACCGGUCCCAGCCACCAGAUGGCGCCAGAAUACAGGAGUCGUGGAUGGGUUUGAUAUGAGGGAAAUUCCACAUUCAAACAGCCCAUUAUUUUUCACGUGACCUUUUGAACCAGGAAGUACAGACGGAAUAAGGAUGUGAGCCUAUCACUGACCUUUAUUUUUAAGGCUUAUUGGUCCGAAGAACUAUGUGACUAGAUGGGAUUUAAGUUUUUAUUUUGUUUUUGAGAUCCGUACAGACCCUGCCACUUUACCGCAGUGCAGAUGCAUGUGUGCGUGUACGUGAUGAAACCCUCCUUCUCGAUAUUUAUUGCUGAGCGAUGAAGACAUAGAAGCUUUUGGUUUUCAACCAUGGACUCAAUCAUGACAUAGGAUUAGGAGAUACUUUUUACAGUUCCUGCAAUGCUAGGAAGGGAGAGAACACUGCUUUUAAGUCUCCCGAAGGCUAUCAAAGAGAUGAACAGACCUCACCUUCACCUUAAAACACAAUGACAAUGUCCUGUUUUUCUUUUUUCUUUUAUUACUUUAUUUGAGUUUUUUUGUUCAAAAAAAGUUUACCAUAGCGAAAGGAGUAGGUGAAUUCACUGAAGAUCCCACACGAUGAAGCUGCAAUUCACAUUCAGGAACUUUCUCAGGCCUAAUGUUGCUACUUUCGCCUCAAAACAGCCUAUUCGGGGACUAUUUGAAGGUCAGUCGUUUUGGCGCUCCUAUGUGGUCCAGCAGGGUAAAUGUACCCAUGUGGAUCCACAGUAGCACUUCUCAAAAGUCAAUCCUUCAGACCAUCAGAAUGAAGACUGAAAUGGGGGUAUUUGGGGCGUAUAGACAAAAAGCUUUAGUGUUGUAAUAACAGUAUUUUCAGCUUUUUACAAAUAGUGGAUUUUCUAUUAAUCCUGGUGGUGAUAUGUUGUAUAACGAAUGUAACUGACUUUGAUGACGUAAACUAUGAGUGGUGUGCGUUUUCCCUUUUCAUGAUCUGAACCGGACUAAUUGUUAAUUAAAAUCCUCCGUUGCUAGGUUGUUUCCCACUUUUCGUACAAGUAAAUUUUUGUACAAAUCGUACUAAAUAGAGUCCUUAUUAAUUUGACCGCAAAGUAAAGUAGUUAUUUUCUCAGGCUGCACGCAAAAUGCUUAUUCUCAGCCUGGUCUUUUAUGUAUGUUAAAUAUAUAUAUAUAUUUGUUAAAUAUAUGUUAUAUAUAUAUAUAUAUAUAUAUAUAUAUAUAUAUAUAUAUAUAUAUGUUAAAUAUAUAUAUAUAUAUUUCUCUAACUUAUACAUUUUAACAAACCUUGAUAAAGUUGACAUUAUUGAUCCAUUAAGUGGAUUAAAACUGCCAUUUUGACACGGUCAUGUGUUUACAAAAUGCGGGUCUUUUUUAAGAUGCCGUCACAGAGUUUUUUGUUCAAACCUUGCUUCGCUUUUUUAAAUUAAUCUCAUGACGCCCUCAGCUGAGAAUAUUGGGAAGGUUCUGUAAUUUUCUGAAAAGAUUUUUAUUUAUCGUCAUUCACCAACUCUUUUCACCCCUAAAUUCAGGCCUAUAGCAUGAUUCUUCAUUGACCGAUACUUGUGAUAUUACCAACCAGUUGUAUUUGUCAAGAGCACCUAAACAACAGACACGUUGGUUACACAAGGAAUCACAUCUUCCCACAAAGAUUGGAAAAUAUUUUGAUAGUUAGGCUAUAUAGUCUUUUUGAAGUUUUUCCGCCUUUUGAGAUGACCUAAUGUUGUAGCAUUUUUGUUAACGUAACUUAUUUUCAAUAACUUAACGACAAAAUAAAAUAAUCAUAACCAAGAAGCCAAGCCUGAUAAAAGGCCAGCAUGAAUUAUAUCCAUUGGUGACAUCACAAAUGGGGGUUCCCACUCUCACUCCUCCAUGUCACCCAGUGGCCCUUUAAGGGCAAUUGCCAAUAUUAAUAUUGAUUAUUAUUAGUAGUAGGAUCUACAUGGCCUACAAGUGGCCCUCUUCACUGGCCUUCCCUUUGCACUAUGAAUGUAAGCAAGCCUUUUUGUGAAGUCACUGCCACACAGAACACUAGCCUGGGUUGUAACGAUGACAGCACCUGCCUUUCUGCUGUAACCUUUUCUACACACCAAUAGGCUUAAUUCUCACUCGCUGGAUGGGGAUGGAUGCCCCCCCCCCCCAGCCCAGCUAGCAUUUAGAACUAAGAUAGCCGCUAGGUGGAUAAUGCCCAUGAUCACCAAUAUUGACAUGAACUUAAUCUUAAAGACACCAUUGGGUAAAAAAAUUAACUUUGGUCAUAUUAAAAAGAGAAACAUUUUGAAGUGAAUAUAAUUGUAACAAAACUGCAUUUAGAAAGAAAACACUUUGGUAAUAAUGUUUUUUAAAAAUGUUUUUUAUUUUAAAAUGCUAAAUUUCAGAUGCUAACUGAUUUUGAAGCGAGUCUCGGAGCUGCUUAAUGUUCCAGGUUUACAAUAAAAGUGACCAGCUUUUCUGCCUCUCACAUUUCACACAGAAACCUAAAUCUUUUCCUUCCAGUGACGGAUCACAUACUGUUUGUGUGGUGAAUGUACCAGGAGGUUUCAGGGCCUUAAGCAAGUUGUGGCUUUACCUGUUUGUCGCCCUAUUGUCUCGAGUCCUUCUUUGAUUUGUGAACAUAACUGCCUCAAACUCAACCUCCAAAAUACUCCUGUCUGUACCAUCACUGUCGUGCUCUGUUCCACGGUCAACUGUCAUUAAAGAUGACGUGAAAUUCAAUUAAAUUAAAAUGUUCUAUUCUUAUUCCCAGUCAUACAUUUCAACAGGUCUACAAAUUACUUUUUUGAUUAGAUGUUGUACAAAAUAAAGAUGUCUUACUCAAGAGAUUUUAAUCUUGGUUAACUGUUUAGUUAGGGCCUAGCAUUUUUAGUGAUAGAAUCACAACCUGUUUAGCAUGACCGCUCUACCAUGUUUUGCAACUUUUGUCACGAUCAAACACUGAGGACCAAAGUCCAUUCCCACUAUACGUUUUAUUGCCACACUGUCAUAUUUGGACAUAAUAUCAGAACAAGAUUUUCUUCUUUUAAAUGUCUUUAAAAGCAGAAGUUGAGCUCCUUUCUCUGCAAACAUUGGUUAUUUUUUUCUUGGCACUUGUGCUCUGGGGUUUGGUCUAGCACAAAUGCCAUGUAAAUAUUUCAAAAGAAUAUGUAGGUUUUGGGGACAAGUGUUUGACUGUAGAAUUCCACUCUAUGCAAAACUUCACUAUAAUUUCAUCUCUAUGUCACUCACUGAUUGUAAAGAGAUAAACGGAAAGAUAAUAAAUGGAUACAAAAAUAUAAAGAGUCAUGUCACUAUGUAACUUUGCUAAUACUGAUUUGUAUGUGAUUAGGGUUGUUAUGUGAAAUAUAAUUGCAUGUAUAACCUCUGACUAUUGAUCCUUAUCCCUGUUUAAGUGGUGCGGUUAAAGGCAGUGUUGGCUUACCCUCUGGAGACCAGGGUCCAAUUCCUUCUGGUGUUUGUUUCCAUUGAACCAUAUUAAAGAGCCCAUGCCAUUAAAACCACAUUAUCCUAUUGUUUGUUAAAUAACAUAGGUCUGAAUAAGUUUGUGAGCGGUGGUAAGUUUGAAAUCUAUGCAGUUUGUCUGCUGAAUGCAACAGGCAAUGAAAGGAAAAAGGCAGAAGAAAUGAGCCGAUCUGGAUAAGGUGACACUGUGACGUAGCGUUGUCAAAUUAUUAUUCAUGGCCCUGCCCACUUGGUUGGUUCGUAACCACCCACAAGAAUUCUGAAGGAGUCGUGAUUGAGCCAGUGCUAAAUGCUAAUACGUGUACGGUAGUUGUUUAGUUCUUAGUAACAGGCUAGUUACAGAAUUUUGAAACAGUGUUUUUUU
This is a messenger RNA of Gadus chalcogrammus (walleye pollock), 8061 nucleotides long. RefSeq names its product E3 ubiquitin-protein ligase HECW2-like. The transcript has 23 exons. Bases 412 to 4191 code for a protein of 1259 amino acids. Gene Ontology annotation, biological process: regulation of dendrite morphogenesis. Lineage: Eukaryota; Metazoa; Chordata; Actinopteri; Gadiformes; Gadidae. Gene Ontology annotation, molecular function: protein binding; ubiquitin-protein transferase activity. The record is from RefSeq and is a predicted model, not a curated record.